This is a messenger RNA of Micromonas pusilla CCMP1545, 414 nucleotides long. RefSeq lists its product as uncharacterized. The annotation marks the transcript as partial. Lineage: Eukaryota; Viridiplantae; Chlorophyta; Mamiellophyceae; Mamiellales; Mamiellaceae. Gene Ontology annotation, cellular component: Golgi apparatus; endoplasmic reticulum; endoplasmic reticulum-Golgi intermediate compartment. The record is from RefSeq and is a predicted model, not a curated record. Gene Ontology annotation, biological process: UDP-N-acetylglucosamine biosynthetic process. Gene Ontology annotation, molecular function: glucosamine 6-phosphate N-acetyltransferase activity; monosaccharide binding. The transcript has a single exon.
GUCAGAAGGCUCGAGCGCGACGACGAAGACAAGGGGUUCCUGAGUCUCCUGUCGCAGCUGACGACGGUGGGGAACGUCACCUCGGAGCAGUUCGCGUCGAGGCUGCUCGACGUUCGGAACGGACCCGAGUUCGUGUACGUCGUCGAGGACGGAGGCGCGAUCGUCGCGGCGGGAACGCUCGUGCUCGAAAGGAAGUUCGCGCGCGGGUGCGGCCUGUGCGGGCACAUCGAGGACGUCGUCGUGGACGAGAGAGCGAGGGGGAAAGGAUUGGGGUUGGUGAUCGUCCGCGCGCUGACUCGCGUCGCGGAGUCCGUGGGAUGCUACAAGGUCAUCUUAGAUUGUUCCGAGGACAACCAGGCGUUUUACGAGCGGUGCGGGAUGCGACGGAAAGAGGUACAGAUGGCGUUGUAUUUC